Austrofundulus limnaeus is the source of this 5998-nucleotide messenger RNA. It is a transcript of the gene slc6a17, whose product is annotated as solute carrier family 6 member 17. NCBI's taxonomy places the organism in Eukaryota, Metazoa, Chordata, Actinopteri, Cyprinodontiformes, Rivulidae. Gene Ontology annotation, biological process: L-leucine transport; alanine transport; glycine transport. Gene Ontology annotation, cellular component: plasma membrane; synaptic vesicle. The record is from RefSeq and is a predicted model, not a curated record.
GAUGAGUCAAACCUGCGUCAGACCACCGUCGUGACUUUACCCCAUAGUAAAGUCUUCUUCCCACAACAACACAGCCAUAAUAGCCACGUGGAGGAGCAGACGUGCGUGAGGAGAGCAACACAACAGCCUCGGUCUGGAGCUGCAAGCUGAGACAAACGGUGCGCGCGCGCCUCCGUGCCAUUCAUUGUUUUUUUAAAAAGAAGCCCAAACUUAAAAUCGUGUGUCCGCGGCGUCGAGCUCGUGCGUCAGACUUAUUACGCACCACGCGCCCUGUGCGACUGGAGGUGGGUUCACAUCCAGAGAUGCUGCAUGCCGCGGCGCCCUGAAUGAGCUCCGGAUUCACUCUGCAYCUUCAUAAGAUUUAAAAAAGACACAAUUGUUUUCCAUCUCCUCGCCCCCUUCCAAGCGUCCGCUUCACUGAUCGUUCUUCUGGACCCCCGUCGACCCCCCACCCAGACCUCCGAAGGCGCCACUGUGUGUCAGCAGCCAUGCCAAAGAACACCAAGGUGACUCAGCGAGAGCACAGCAAUGAGCCGGUCACCGAGUCGGUGGCUGACCUCCUGUCCCUGGAGCACCCCAUGGACUAUAAGAGCAGCCAGAUGAGUAUGGGUCUCAGUCCUGGAUCUACAGCCCCGGGAAAGUCCCUGCUGCCCGAGCAGGACUUAGAGGAUGGUCGGCCCGCGUGGAACAAUAAGUUGGAGUACAUCCUCGCACAGGUGGGCUUCUCCGUGGGUCUGGGAAACGUUUGGAGGUUUCCCUACCUGUGUCAGAAGAACGGUGGAGGUGCRUACCUGGUGCCCUACUUCAUCCUCCUCCUCCUCAUCGGCAUCCCCUUGUUUUUCCUGGAGCUGGCAGUGGGUCAGAGGAUCAGGAGGGGCAGCAUCGGGGUGUGGAACUACGUCUACCCUCAGCUGGGAGGCAUCGGGGUUUCCAGCCUGAUGGUGUGUGGUUUUGUCGGCCUCUAUUAUAACGUGAUCAUCGGCUGGAGCAUCUUCUAUUUCUUCCAGUCGUUUCAGUAUCCUUUACCCUGGGCUGAAUGCCCCAUCAAGAGAAACGGAACCCAAGCCAUUGUGGAACCAGAAUGUGAGAAAAGCUCUGCCACCACCUACUUCUGGUACCGUCAGACUCUGAACAUCACCAGCACCAUCGACGACACCGGCGGCCUGAACUGGAAGAUGACCCUGUCCUUGCUGGUGGCCUGGAUCCUGGUCUGCCUGGCAGUCAUCAAGGGCAUCCAGUCCUCCGGGAAGCUGGAGAAGAUGCUGGAGCCUCAGGUGUGGAGAGAAGCCGCCACGCAGGUCUUCUUCGCCCUCGGGCUGGGCUUCGGCGGCGUCAUCGCCUUCUCCAGCUACAACAAGAGAGACAACAACUGCCACUUCGACGCCUCGCUGGUCUCCAUCAUCAACUUCGUCACCUCCAUCCUGGCCACCUUGGUGGUGUUUGCCGUGCUGGGCUUCAAAGCGAACGUGAUGAAUGAGAAGUGUGUCAUUGAGAAUGCAGAGAAGAUUCUGGGUUACCUGAACACAGGUGUGCUGAGCAGAGAGCUGAUUCCUCCUCACAUCAACUUCUCUCACCUGUCGUCUCAGGACUACACAGAAAUGUACGGAGUCAUCAAAACUGUGAAGGAGGACAACUUCGCCCAGCUGGGCCUGGAYGCCUGUAUCCUGGAGGAUGAGCUGAAUAAGGCAGUUCAGGGCACUGGCCUGGCCUUCAUUGCCUUCACAGAGGCCAUGACCCACUUCCCCGCCAGCCCCUUCUGGUCCGUCAUGUUCUUCUUCAUGCUGAUCAACCUGGGCCUGGGAAGCAUGAUCGGAACCAUGACCGGGAUCACCACUCCCAUACUGGACGCUUUCAAGAUCCGCAAGGAGAUCCUGUGCGUGGUUUGCUGUAUAAUAGCCUUCCUGUUAGGCCUGCUGUUCGUGCAGCGCUCAGGAAACUACUUUGUCACCAUGUUUGAUGAUUACUCUGCUGGUCUGCCUCUCACUGUGGUGGUGAUCUUGGAGAACAUCUCAGUAGCUUGGAUCUAUGGCACUAAGAGGUUCAUGCAGGAUCUGGAGGACAUGCUUGGCUUCAGGCCGUACUCCUUCUAUUUCUAUAUGUGGAAAUAUGUGUCGCCUGCCAUCUUAGUGGUGCUCAUCACUGCCACUGUCAUUGAGAUGGCUGUCAGUCCUGCAGGGUACAACGCCUGGGAGGAAGACGAGGGCUCGGAGCGUUUCCACAGCUACCCCCCCUGGGCUUUAGCCAUGGCGUACGCCCUGAUUGUGGUGGCCAUGCUGCCUCUGCCCAUGGUCUUCAUCGCCCGCCAUUUCAACCUGAUCUCCGACGGCUCCAACAAGCUGUCCGUCUCCUACCGCAAAGGCAUGAUGAAGGACAUCUCCAACCUGGAGGAGCAGGACGAGCAGCGCUUCAUCCUUGGCAAGAACCCCAACGAGACCCCCUCCCCCAUGCCCGCCCACCGCCCUUACCUGGGGCCCGGCGGCACCCAGGAGAUGACCAACACUAACUAUGGCACCAGCACCAAGACRGGCUACCAGAACAUUGGCUCGCCCGAAUCUGAGCUAUGAUCCACUGAGCUCAUACAUCUUAUAACCCACACCUGCACCCUCUAAGGCUGAAGGCAGGAAGACAGAGGAAGGAAAGAGGAAGAGAAGAAUCACUUGCAGCAUUCCCCACACCUUAACCUUCAGAGCUAAAAUCUUCUGCCCCCCUGUUUUUGCCCCAUCACACACGGUUCAUGACACGGACUGUGAAAAGGUUUUUCCAUCCAGACAAAAUGGCAGAGACAGAGGGACGAAGGCGGGAGCAAAGAGAUAAUCCAGAAUGGUCGUUUGAGAGUUUAGAUGAUAAACUCUGGGGGUUAAGGAGUGUCCAAUGCUGAAACUUUGUGUUGUACUGAGCUGUAAUUCUGUGUGUUUACCGGUUUGUGCUUUUUCUGGUUCAUUGGAGAGGAUUGUGAAUUGUGGGAAUAGAGUAGAAGGAGGCUCAAAAACAUAAAAACACCUUUUUUCUGAUCAGUAUAAGAAGGUUUCUUACGUUGAAGAAAUGAAAGGUUACAAAUGCAUCCAUAACAGUAUGUGGUAGACAACUCUCAUGGUGUUACAAGCACAUUAUAUCUUAGUUUAUUGUGCCUAUCGUGCAUCAGCAAUAAUAGUAAAUAAUCAGACUCCUCGUAAAAUCUCCUUCUAUCUCAAUUUCCCAAAUGUACAUUUGAAAUCUUUAUAAAUAGAGUAUAUGUUGUGCAAUAGUCUCAAACAUCACUUUAAGUCAUGCRGACACGCUGCAGAAGAAAGUGUAGUUUUGUUGUUUGCCAUUUCUUCACCGAAGCACAGCCAUCUUUAGAGCAUCUCUGAGCCUUAAAAUGGAGAAACAUUCGUCUUUUAAACAACCUUCCUCCUCAAUAAGCAAAGCUAUGGAAAUGUUACCAGCGACGAUGCGUGUUGUUGUUUGUUGUUGGGUCAAGAAUGGAGAUUUUUCCAUUUUAAUCUGCAGAUUUUAAUGAAUGAAACGGCUGACGUUGUAUCAGCCAGGCAUCUUUGUUAGAAAGGCAGACAGAGAGGUGGUUCUGUCUUUGUGUACGCACAGAUGCCGGUGUAUUGUCUGCCACUGAGCUCCUGGUGACCCGGCCCGUUUAAAAAUAGAGCUGCGUUACUCAGGGGAGGCCGUGGCAACGCUCCAUAGAAACAGACUGUCUCUCUGUGCAGGAGGAGUGGACACCACGGCUUUGUCUGCUCCACCUGCACAGCUGUUGAUUCACCUGUAAGGUUUUUACUCACCGAUGUCAUCGCAGGGCAUUGAAUUAGGUGGUUCACUGCCUCCCUGCACCGYGGAUCAACCAUAGUCCACCCCUGAGUGGAUGGUGUUUAGGUUCAACACUGAUACAUUCCUCAAAUCGUGACCACAUUUACAUCAUCAGCACUACAAGCUACACUUUAAUGUCUUUUCUGUGAUCCAAAGUGUGAAAACAAAGCCUUUGUUUUUUAUUUUAUUGUAUAUUCUUGUACAACUGUGGAAAUGUACUGUGACAUUCAUGUUUGGAAAUAAGUGGUAGUACUUGGAUUUGACCGCUAGGUGUCUCUGCUGAACAGCAGAGGACACUUCGUUCUGUGGCCCCUCCCUGAGAGAGCACCAUGACUGAACAGAUAUAAUAGUGUGAAGCACAGUCAGUCACAGUAUUUGGUGCCUGAACAGCAUCUGUGUCAUCUGUUUGCCUUACGCUUUUGUCAUUUUAUUAUUAUUAUUUACCUUUAGUGAGUUUGUUUGAGUUUUGUCUCGUUCACUUGAGCACUUUAAGUAGAUUCAGACCCUGGAGUUGUUUGUUAAGCACAAAUAAAAUGUUAUUAACUUAGUUUUCUAAGUUAAAAUUAAAUCAAAUGGGUGUUGAAAAUCCACUAAAGGCACAAACAGAAAAUGUUAAAUUAUUUUGUUUCCUAUUUGGUUUAUGUCAUUCCUAAAAAAGGGUUUGAAUUUUUGUUUUGUAAAACUUUUAUGAUGACUGGUUCUGUUUAAGCUUUCUUCUCGGUUUAGUUCCUGUAGCAGCGUUUGCUCUGCUUACAGGUCAUUUAUAACCUAAUAGCACAUCUUUGUCAUGUAUUAUAUAUUCCCAUAAAUGCUUGUGACACUGAUAAUAAUAACCAAGAAAAAUGUGUUGCGUCUAUAGCACAAAAAACUGAAUAUUUAUUUUGGCUGCAAACACUUCAGGCAUUAAAAAUAAGCAUGAAAAGUUUAUUUAGGUCUUCAUAUUAGAUUAUAAUCGUCAUGAUUGGUAAAAUCUUGCAUGUAAAGAUUAACAGAUUUUAUGUCAAAGCAUGCACAAAACACUGCCCACCAACAGCACAGAAGGACACAUAACAACAGCUUUUCCUUAGAAUAAAGCACAUUGUAGGAGAGCACAGAAUCAUCCAGGAGGUUUUCUCUCUUUUCUUAAAAAUACUUUUCAAGAUCUGUGAGCCACUUUAAGCUCAAUGGGUGAAGAAACUUAUAGUCCAGGCCAGUUAAAUUCUGCACAAUAAAAUGCACACUGCCACUCUAAAAAAGAAAGUAAACAGCGACUGGACUUUACUAGCAACAGAUUUGAUGAAAGCACAAUCAUGUCUGUGAGUUUUCUUUAAGAUAUGCUGCAUUUAUUAAUAAUAAAGUUGUAUCUGACCAGGGUAGAACACUUGCUAACACUGUUUAAACUCUGUAUGGUCUCAGGCAGUAAAAAYGUUUUUUACCAAUCAGUAACGAUAAUAUAAACUGAUUAAGAAUAUGAAUAAGAAAACUGAAAAACAAAAACUCCAGGGUCUCUUUGUUUCGUCUCGCUGUGUUGCAAACAACUCCUAGAGUUUAUCUGAGCUCAGUCACCAAAAGGAACUUGACAAAAGUAGAGUAACAGUAAAUUUAUUUCAAUGUGCAAAUAAUCGUUAUGUGACCAAACAUAGUUAUAUUUAUAGUAUUUAAGAUGAUGUAUUUAAUCUGUACAUAUUUGAUGUACAUUCUGAUAAAUUCACACUGAGUAUCUAUAUAGUGAAAGUGACAGGGUGUAUACUUGAGCUGUAAAUAAUAAUUGUAUAUUUUCAGAUAUUUUUUUUUGAUUUUUGUACUGUCUGUAACGUUACAUUGGUGUCUGUUGGUGUUUGUGUAGUUGUUUUCAGUAAAAAAUAGUUGUGCGCCUGUCUGUGUGUAUGUGUGUGUGUUGGUGUGAGGGCACGUGUGUGAGUGUGUGUAGAGAAAAAGUUACUUGUAGGGKUUUUUUUGGUGUUUCACUCUGUGUUUUUUUCUCCUCCUUCAGUGUUGUGUGCUGCUUAUCUAAAUCAGUGCAGUGGAGUGGGAUCUCUCAUGUGUGUUUCUCACUUUAAAACUGCGAUGAUGGUGUCCAGCACGAAACCUGGGAGCAAAUUCAGGAAGAAAUGUCUGACUGUAGCCUAACAUAGGAAGUUUAACUUUUAGGUUAACAGAGAGAUGCUGUGUGUGAACACAAUGGAGUGAAGCGACAAAUAAAGUAACCACUUUUAUUCAA